UCUGCCGUCGCAUCCAUGGCGAUCUUGGCCGGUCUCCUCACCUUCGUCUCCACUCUGCUCGCCCUCGCCCUCCGCCGCCUCCUGCGCCGUCGAGGGCCUACCACUGCCGCCGCGGCGGGAUUCUUCCACCCCUACACCAACGACGGCGGCGGCGGGGAGCGCGUGCUCUGGUGUGCCGUGCGCGCCGUGCAGGAGCUCUGCCCGGGCCUCCCCUGCGCCGUAUUCACCGGCGAUGCGGACGCCUCGCCGGAUGGCCUUUACGCCCGCGCCUUCGAUCGCUUCGGCGUCCGCCUCCUCCGCCCGCCGCAGGUGGUUCACUUGAGCAACAGAAAGUGGAUCGAAGCAAGCACGUACCCGCGCUUCACAAUGAUAGGGCAAAGUCUUGGCUCAGUAUAUCUUGCAUGGGAGGCUCUCAAUAAGUUCAACCCGCAGUUUUACUUCGAUACGAGUGGCUAUGCUUUUACGUAUCCGUUGGCUCGGCUGUUUGGUUCCAAGGUCAUCUGCUACACCCAUUAUCCCACAAUCAGUUCUGACAUGGUCCAACGUGUUAAGCAGCGAAACUCAAUGUACAAUAACAACUCUCGUAUCUCUGGAAGCGUUUGGUUGUCUCGAUGCAAAAUCUUCUAUUAUACCAUAUUCAGUUGGCUAUAUGGUUUAGUUGGUUCCUGUGCACAUCUUGUAAUGGUGAAUUCCUCAUGGACAAGAUCCCAUAUUGUAAAUACUUGGAAAGUCCCAGAGCGUACUAAGAGGGUAUACCCUCCAUGCGACACUUCCGCCCUGCAGAUGCGUCCCUUGGAAAGAUCAACAACACCUCCUGUUCUUAUAUCAGUUGCACAGUUCCGCCCUGAAAAGGCCCAUGGUCUUCAGUUGGAGGCAUUUGCACAUGCUCUUCAAAGGCUAGAUUCAGACUUUCUGAAGCCAAAGCUUCAAUUUGUUGGUAGCUGCCGGAAUAAAGAGGAUAUGGAAAGAUUACAAAAGCUACAGAACAGAUCCAUGGAGCUUCACAUAGAUGAUCUUGUGGAGUUCCACAAGGAUGUCUCUUACAGUGACUUGGUACAGCUUCUAGGUGGUGCUAUUGCCGGGCUACAUUCAAUGACAGAUGAGCACUUUGGAAUAAGUGUUGUUGAGUACAUGGCAGCUGGUGCUAUUCCAAUUGCCCAUAAAUCCGCUGGACCGAUGAUGGAUAUUGUGCUCGAGGAGGAUGGCCACCAGACAGGAUUUCUAGCCUCUGAGAAAGAAGAAUUCACGGAGGCAAUCCUCAAGGUCUUGAGGAUGGCGGAGCCAGAGAGGCAAGAAAUGGCAGCAGCAGCACGGAAGCGCGCUCAAAGGUUUUCAGAGCAGAGGUUUCACGAAGAUUUCACAGAGGCAGUUCGCCCAGUUUUAUUAGGACAAGUAUAGGCAUUUCCACUGAUAUUGUCAAAAGACUAACACUGUAUGGCGUGAUGUAGAUUCUGAAGCUUGUGAGUAUCCAGGGUUUUGUUUGCUGCAUCUGCAGAGUUAUUAUACCCUAACAGAUGAAAGAUAUGUAUGAUAUACUGGGGUGUAGAGAACUGAUGGCGGAUAUGAUAAACUGCUGACUACUUUUUGACGAUAUGGUACUGUUUGA
Messenger RNA from Lolium rigidum, 1606 nucleotides. Its product is annotated as GDP-Man:Man(3)GlcNAc(2)-PP-Dol alpha-1,2-mannosyltransferase. The record is from RefSeq and is a predicted model, not a curated record. The coding region runs from base 16 to 1398 and encodes 460 amino acids. Gene Ontology annotation, cellular component: endoplasmic reticulum membrane. Gene Ontology annotation, molecular function: GDP-Man:Man(3)GlcNAc(2)-PP-Dol alpha-1,2-mannosyltransferase activity. The transcript has 7 exons. Gene Ontology annotation, biological process: protein N-linked glycosylation. NCBI's taxonomy places the organism in Eukaryota, Viridiplantae, Streptophyta, Magnoliopsida, Poales, Poaceae.